AUGGUACUAGCUUCCAUCCAUACCUCCAGAUAUACCACCAAUCUGUUGGUAACAUCUCUAUCGCACAUUCUAUCCAAACAUGUUCCCAACUUGCUCGGCUCGCUCGGUCUCCGCAACGUCGUCGAUGGCGGCAGCGUCAGCGACCCGCACGUCCACACGUUCGCGAAGCGCCAGUCUCAUGGCGAGUUUAUCGCGUUCGCCUGUCUCAUCCCCGUGUUGGUCUUGUUGUCGGGUCUGUUUGCCGGUCUGACGCUAGGGUACAUGUCGCUCGACGAGACGCAGCUCAACGUGCUCUCUAUCAGCGGCACACCAAAGCAGCAGGCGUACGCCAAUAAGAUCAAACCUAUCCGGAAGAACGGCCACUUGCUGCUGGUCACGUUGCUCCUCGCGAACAUGAUCGUGAACGAGACCCUGCCCGUUAUUUCGGACCCUAUCCUCGGCGGUGGCGUUCAAAGUGUCGUCGUCAGCACCGUCCUCAUCGUCACCUUCUCCGAGAUCAUUCCCCAAUCCGUUUGCACCCGCUAUGGCCUCGCUAUCGGCGCCACAAUGGCCCCGUUCGUCAAAAUCCUGAUCUUUGCCCUGGGAAUCGUCUCCUGGCCGAUAGCCAAGGUGUUGCAGUUCAUUCUCGGACCGCACCACGGGAUCAUCUACAGGCGCUCGGAACUGAAGGAGCUGAUCAACAUGCAUUCCGCAACGGAAACGUACGGUGGCGACCUUAAGCGCGACACGGUGACGAUUAUCGGCGGCGCGCUCGACUUGCAGGAGAAGAUGGUCAAAGACGCUAUGACACCGAUUGAGAAGGUGUUCAUGUUGCCCAUCGACGCGAAGCUCGACGAAGAGACCUUGCGGCGUAUAUGCGCCACUGGCCACAGCCGCAUACCCGUAUACGAGGAGAUCGAUGUACCUGUCGGCGCUAGUGGUGUUAUUGAAGGCAGGAAGAUCAAGCCAAGCAUGCAAAAGGUCAAGAAGAUCAUCGGCAUCCUUCUCGUUAAGCAUUGUGUUAUGCUCGACCCGAGCGAUGCUGUACCUCUGCGGAAGAUCCCCUUGAAUCGUGUGACGUUCGUCCCUCAGAAUGAGUCCCUCCUCGGUAUCCUCGAUAGGUUCCAGGAAGGUCGCUCGCAUAUGGCCAUCGUCACACGGUUCAGCAAAGAGAAGGCUGCGAGCGUGAAGAAGGUGGUCAAGAAGAACUUGACUCAACGUUUGCGCGAGCGCGUCAUGGGUGACUCAGACUCCAGCAGCGAUGAGGAGCCAGAUGAGAAAGAGGUACAUAAGGGCGGUCGGGAUGAGCCUCUCCACCCGAACGCUACGUUGCGUGGUGGCGAGUCCGGAAAGGAAGACGGUAAGCCUUUGUCGCCCGUUCGCACGAAUUCGGGUCGAGGGCGGAGCAAGCGUCGUAAUCCGGACCUCGAGAUGGGACUGGGGUUGGCGAUGACGCCUAUUGAGGAUAAAGACAAAGAGCAGCAAGCGAAGAGUCGCAGGAGUAGCUUGCAGCUCUCCAGAGGUCCCGCGCUGGAGCAGAGUAUGCCGGCCGAUGCGGUUCUUACCCGCCAGGCCGCCCAGGAUUUCUUGCAAGGCUUUGAUCACGCCAUCGCCCCUCUUGGCAUUAUCACGCUGGAGGAUGUUUUGGAAGAGCUCAUCGGCGAGGAAAUCUACGACGAGUUCGACAAGGAAGGUCUGCACGCCGACCUCUACUCUGCCGCGCCGCCAGCAAAGGCACCGGCUCUCCAACGCAAGAAUUCGGCACCGCAGCUCGGUCAUGACGACAGCACGAUCACGACUGGGUCCACCGUCGUUAGCGGGCCCACCGGCUUGAAGAACAUCAGCACCAUCGCACUGCCCGGAUUCAAGAACCUGAACCCAUUUUCGCGCUCGCGGAGCGCGCCGCCGACGCCGAGGAAGAAGGACAAGGUGCUCCCGAUGGACGUGGUUGACGACGACGUCGUGCUCCCUCCCCCGGCCGUUGUAGUCAAUCAUCUGCCGCCUGCCGAACAGAACGAGCUAGAGCUACCGAUUCCGGUUCCCCCGCGCAUCGUCGUCCCCGAGGAACCUUCUUCAAGUCACGGCGAGGCCUCGCCCAUUACGGCCACCUUGGGUUACGGCGACGAGGGCCCGCGCAUCGACGCGCCUCGCCCUGUCUCCGCUCUGCCUAGAACAGUUGUCGGCAGUUCGCUCAUGCCGUCGCGUAGCACGAGCCCCGCGCCGAGUCUUGAGCUCUUCCUGCACGAGCGCCGGCGUAACAAGCGGGACAACCCCGGCGCGGCGCAGCAGCCCCCGCCGCCCAGUCCUGUGCCGAGCCCACCGGGUACGGCCACAGGUUACGGCUCGUCGACGAUCGCGAGAGCUGCGAGCGCGAAGGGCGGGAGGUUCAAGAGCAGUCCGUUGACGGGCGGGGAUUUGACGGGGAGAGUCGUCGCUGAGCAGGUGAAGAGGGAUUUGAGCGUGCCGAUGGACGCGGGGCGGAAUCCGGGGCGUAUCUCGGAGGCGAGGGAGGAUGGAGACGAGCAGGAACAUGAAGAGAUGUAAGAUAUUUUGAGGUGUUGAGGGGGUUCUGCUGGUCUUUUCAUGGACGGAACUGCUGGAAUGAGAUCGGGGUAAGAGGAUAGCGUACGUGUAUCAUUUUCGACCUUUUUUUCCCUUUUCUUUCCCUUCGCUUUUUCAACUAGCUUGCAAUCGAUUGCUCGUACAUUGUAGAUGCAUUGGCUUCAUCAUUUUCGAGAUACGUUGCGCGUUAUGUAUAGUAUUGAUACUGACGGAUGCCGG
This is a messenger RNA of Punctularia strigosozonata HHB-11173 SS5, 2760 nucleotides long. RefSeq names its product DUF21-domain-containing protein. The record is from RefSeq and is a predicted model, not a curated record. Gene Ontology annotation, biological process: magnesium ion homeostasis. The transcript is spliced from 5 exons. Gene Ontology annotation, cellular component: intracellular membrane-bounded organelle. The coding region runs from base 1 to 2523 and encodes 840 amino acids. Lineage: Eukaryota; Fungi; Basidiomycota; Agaricomycetes; Corticiales; Punctulariaceae.